CUGUCGCCAACCCCAUGAAAUCAACAAUUCCGGGGCUUUUGGGUGAUUCUCAACCAAAAGCACUCGAAAAAGCUCCCCCAGAUGAACAAUAUCAAGCGACUGAAGUGUGUUUGUUACUCCCACGAUAAUAUUUAACAUUUUAUCACUGAAUUAAAAUGCCAGAGCCGGUUUAACUCAUCAACUUCGACUCAACGAUUCUUCAUAAUUCGUGGGCAAUACUCGAUAUAUCGUUUGUCAGGCGGUUGUUGUUGUUAUUUGAACGUUGUUUGGACUGUUUUUAUUUUUAAUUCAGGAUUUUAAGUGUUUUAAAUCAGUUUAUAAGGGAAAACUGUGGUUUAGGGGGACCGCUGAGGUUUUCGGGUGUUUAAGGGGAUUUUUAGACUUCACUGGGCAAAAUGUCUUGCAGUUAUGCUGAUGGAUUGUCUCCGUAUGAAAACAAAGGUGUCCUAGGGCUUGAAGAGAAAUACGAGAGUUCUGAGACCCUGAGGUUAAAAUGUGGACUUAUGGCGGAUUGGAUCCAGGGAGCACGUCACGUCGUAGUGCACACAGGCGCAGGGAUCAGCACUACUGCUGGAAUUCCUGACUUCAGGGGACCGAAUGGGGUGUGGACCCUGGAGCAGAAAGGCCUGAAGCCGGAGAGAGGUGUGUCCUUUGACGAUGCCAUACCCACGAAGACCCACAUGUCGCUGAAACGAUUGCUCGAUUGUCAAAAAAUUAAAUUCAUCGUCAGUCAAAAUAUCGAUGGCCUUCAUCUUCGCUCUGGGGUGUCUCGGCAGUAUCUCGCUGAGCUGCAUGGCAACAUGUUUAUUGAGCAGUGUGAUAAAUGUGGAAGGCAAUUCAUCCGUCACUUUGCGACGACAAGUGUCGGCAAGAAAUGCCUGGACACUGUCUGCCGAUCCGAGCAACUCGGUGGACGUCCCUGUCGAGGCCGUAUGCACGAUACAAUUCUCGACUGGGAGCAUAACCUCCCCGACAACGACCUAGCCCUAGCAGACCUCCACUCGAGUGUCGCCGACCUAAGUAUAUGCCUGGGUACAACUCUUCAGAUAAUCCCCAGUGGCAAUCUCCCUCUGUACACUAAAAAAUAUGGCGGCCGGCUUGUUAUAUGCAAUCUCCAGCCCACAAAGCACGACAAAAAAGCUGAUCUCGUGAUAAACGGCAAUGUUGAGGAGAUUAUCACCCACGUGAUGAAAAAAUUGGGCCUUGAAAUACCCACUUACACGACUGAUAUCGAUCCCACGAGAAACUCAGAUCUGUCAUCCUCAGAACUCGAUUGGACAAUUCCCACCAGUCGAAUCAAGGAGAUGAAGGUCCUCUACAAGAAGGUCUGCAAACCGACGAAACGCAACAGGAAGACCUUCAUGUACGAGAGGGAGAGGGAGUGCGAGAAGCCAGCGAAGGCCAGAAAAAAAUCGCUGGUUGUCAAGAAAGAGGAGAUCAGCACUACUGGUGACGAGACCCCAUCAUUCGAGAGUGUUGACAUCAAGGAGGAGAAGGAGAGUCCAGACAUUAAAUUGGAAACUGUUGACAACGAGGGGAACAGUAUCUAACACCAAUUUCAUGAUGGUUUUUACUUCGUUUUCGUGCACCUCAAGUGCUCCAAAAUAAUUACAGCGUUGUAUCAGUAGAGACGAGUAGAUUUUUUCGUUUCAAUGAGUGAGGUUGGAAAUUGUUUGCUCACUUUUGGUUUCAUGGAGAAUGGAGGCAUUGUUUGUGGCUGGGACUUCAUUUUCGGAGACUGUUCGGUGAGAGAAAAAAAAUGCACAAAAGAAGGGUUACUUGAGUAAAAGUACAUUUCUAAGGUUACUGAUUAGGAACUAUUGAAAAAAGGGAGAAAAGUUUUUACUUAUUUUUGUAUCUGACGUAUUAUUAAUACUAUUAUGGCGAUAACCGGUCUAAAUAUUACGGUUUAAAAUAUUGUGAAGAAGAUGGAGUAAACAAUAUCAGAACGAUUCUUUUAACGGUAUUGUUGUAUAUCACUGGCACCCCCUGGCUACUCAUUAUUCAAUCUCACCUUCAAGAAAAAUCCUCCUGAGGUAGAUUAGAGCGGUACCAAUAUUGCUCGCCGUCACCAGGAUCUAAAUCCGGACACUGCCCUCGGUAAUUAAAUAAUUAUUAAUUAACAGAUUAAUACAUCCAGGGGCUUGGCAGACUCAUCUAGAGGUUCCCCUUUUGUCCUACAUUCCCCUAGAACGUCUAUUUCUUAACAUUUAUUUUUUCACUCUAAGUUAGGUUCAAUCGUGUAAUAUUUGCAAUUUCAAUUUUCUUCAUCAUAUUUUUGUAUCGUAAUAUUUUGCGCAAUAUUUCUUACCGUAAUAUUAUGGUUUAGUCGUAUUUAGACCUGUAAUCAUUAUGGCUAUGUGAUUCGUUUGAUCUCCAGUCUGAGCUGCUUACAAUUUUCAUGUGAAAAAUAAUGUAAUGAUUGUGUAAUACUGAAAUAUGAAUGAUUUAGUCCGAUAAGAGGGGAGGGGCAUUUCAUUACAAUUAACUCACCUUUCACCUCGCAAUCCAA
Diachasmimorpha longicaudata is the source of this 2512-nucleotide messenger RNA. RefSeq names its product NAD-dependent protein deacetylase Sirt6 (gene Sirt6). Gene Ontology annotation, biological process: negative regulation of transcription by RNA polymerase II. The record is from RefSeq and is a predicted model, not a curated record. Gene Ontology annotation, cellular component: nucleus. Gene Ontology annotation, molecular function: NAD+ binding; histone H3K9 deacetylase activity, NAD-dependent; transcription corepressor activity. The transcript has 5 exons. Lineage: Eukaryota; Metazoa; Arthropoda; Insecta; Hymenoptera; Braconidae. The coding region runs from base 396 to 1550 and encodes 384 amino acids.